AUGGCCGCAGAGAGCAAAGUGGAGCAGUUCACCCUGCAGCGCAAGGUGGCAGUGGCAGGCGUCAUUCUACUGACGUGUACGACAGCCUUGGAUGUGGCUCGGCGAUGGCGUAAAAAAGGGCAACAGCUCCCUUCUCCUCCAGGCUAUUGGCCCGUCCUCGGGCAUUUCGUGACCUGCAUGCGAUAUUGCUGGGAUAACACCAGCCUCGCCCUUGCUCGAUGGGGAGUGGAUCUGUACCGAACCGAAGGACUGACCAUUUAUCGAGCGAACUUUCUGGGCCACGAGAUUGUUUGCAUCGCCGACCCCGAUUUGGUGCAGGAGGUUUUUGAACAAGAUCCACACAGGUUCACCAAAGACUUCGCGAACGCACCGCUCGGUGGCGAUCUGUUAGAGUAUUCCUUCAAAGAUGGUCUCUUUACGGCCGCUACGGACGAUCCCAAGUGGCAAGUGGCGCACAGAGUUCUCAUCCAGCCCUUUUCCGUGCUAGGUGUUCGUGGAAUUAUGCCCCUGAUGUGCGAUCAAGCUGACCAGUUGAUCAAGGCCAUGAAGCGUGACGUUGGCUACGGAAAUUCCACGUACAUUGACACCUGGGUCACCAAGAUGGCUUUUGAGACGAUCGCCGUGUGUGGCCUGGGAACGUCCUUUGGUUGCUUUGAAGAUGACCAGACGCAUCCCUUCGUGACAGCUCUCAACCAGGUGGUGGAGUCAUUGGAUCCCUUGGGACGUUGGCCAUCCUUUCUGCGGCCCAUCUUCUGUCGGAAACUGCUGAAGUCCUACAUUGAGAGCGCCGGCCGUUUGCGCCAGACUUGCUUGGAGAUUCUUCGCAAGCGAAAGAGUGAAGAGCAGAAGGAUCUAAACAAGGAUCUUUUGGACAGGAUGUUGUUGGACGCUGAUCCCAAGACAGGACAGACCAUGUGCGAAGACUCCAUCGUUGACAAUCUCCUGACCUUCCUUUUCGCCGGUCAGGACUCCACGGCCGCGGCGAUGGCUUCAUGUCUUUGCUUCCUCUGCUCCAACCCUGGCUGCAAGGAGCGGUUGCUACGCGAGAUCGACGAGGUGGUGGGAGAUGAAGCAGUGAGCUAUGAACAUUUGAGCCAACUCCAGUACUUGGACUGGUGCAUUAAAGAAACGCUGCGUUUGAUGCCACCGGCCGCGGGUGCAUUGCGGGACUCCACCUGUGAGCAGGUCCUGGGGGGUUGGCACAUUCCCGCCAAGGCAGCGAUCGUGGUGAACACCAUGACAUUGCACUAUCGAGCAGAUCUCUGGGGAGCAGAUGUGGACCAGUUCAAACCUGAGCGAUGGGAGCAUCUGGGCGACCAAGGGAGCCAAGGGAGGAAAGGCCUGCCUCAUAAGUUUGCGUUUAUGCCGUUCUCGCACGGACCUCGCGCUUGCAUUGGUCGAGAGUUUACCUUGCUUGAGCAGAAGGUGACUCUGGUGAAGUUCUUCCAGAACUUUGAUAUCGAACAAGCGCCUGCGGAAGAGACGGCUGGAUACGCAACUUUGAAAGCAGAUGGUCGAAGUCCACCUUUCCUGAAGUUCGAUACGCAACUUGUCGACAGCGCCUUCUUGGGCCUCUAUACCAACUUCAAACUUCUCCCACGAUGCUGUGGCAAGUCAUUGAGCAUUGAGUUGUGGAAAACGGGCGCGAAAGGGUCGUUGCAAAGUGGCCUUUUGGGUACAAAAACUGCCGGCUUGGCGGUGCAGAAGGUCAACUUCCGUGACGACAUUUAUAUUUAA
Molecule: messenger RNA, 1737 nt
Organism: Cladocopium goreaui
Lineage: Eukaryota; Dinophyceae; Suessiales; Symbiodiniaceae
Source: the annotation of a GenBank genome assembly